AUGGCGACCUUCAAACGAUGCAAACUUCUUUCUUCCCUCUACAUUCUUCUCCCUUUUGCUAUUCUCGCAAACCCAGCUCAUGCGGCUCCUUAUCAGACUCGCAUUCUUGAGACCGGCAGUACCUUCAGUGCUCCGGAUCCACAUGGCCCAUGGCAAAUGAUUCCCAGCAAUCCUACCGAAGACCUGGCCUGCAUCAAAACCACCAAUACCGGAACCGGGAGGGUAGAGGUUCAUAUUGCGUCGGGUUCAUCCGGAUUCAGGACUCGCACCCUUGAAGUCGGAACAACGUUUGUCUCUGAGGAUAAUGGAACUUGGCAACUGAUUGAUGCAGACGGUGACGGCAGCCCUGAUCUUGUUUACAUUAAGACCAGGAAUACCGGGACCGGUAGGGUGGAGGUACACAUUGCGUCCGCGUCAUCCAACUAUCAGACACGGAUUCUGGAAACGGGAACCACGUUCUAUCCGGAGGAUAAUGGGGUUUGGCAAAUGGCGGACUUCGACCAUGAUGGAAAGCUGGAUCUAGUUUAUAUUAAGACCCGUAACACGGGCACAGGGAAGGUCGAGGUGCACGUGGCAUCUGGAGCCUCAAACUACCAGAGGCGAAUCCAAGAGGUCGGGACGACAUUUUACCCCGAAGAUAAUGGCGUCUGGCAGAUGGUCGACUUCGAUCGCGAUGGAAAAUUGGAUCUGGCUUACAUCAAGACUCAGAACACGGGAACUGGAAAUGUUGAGGUGCAUGUUGCGUCUGGCUCGUCCACUUACAACAUUCGCGUUCAGGAGGUUGGAACGACCUUCUACCCGGAGAACAACGGGUUCUGGGAAUUGAGUGAUUUCAACCAUGAUGGUGUCCUUGAUCUAGUGUAUAUCAAGACGCAGAACACCGGAACUGGAAGCAUUGAAGUCCAUGUGGCGUCAGGCAAGUCGUAA
Messenger RNA from Aspergillus bombycis, 927 nucleotides. Its product is annotated as FG-GAP repeat domain-containing protein. The transcript has a single exon. The coding region runs from base 1 to 927 and encodes 308 amino acids. The record is from RefSeq and is a predicted model, not a curated record. NCBI's taxonomy places the organism in Eukaryota, Fungi, Ascomycota, Eurotiomycetes, Eurotiales, Aspergillaceae.